CGUACUUUUUUGGAAAGAAAAGAAAAACAGAGCGAUAAACAACCAAAGACUUAUUGAGAGAGAGAAUGAGAAAGAAAAUCACCAUUAAUGCAGAGCCAGAAACUCAACUACCAAUCUAUUAUAAUUAGAAUGCAAGAAAAUAGCAGCAAUAGUAGUUCAUUUGUCUAACAAAUGCCAGUGUUACAUUCAAACCCUACUUUAUAAUAUAUAUAUAUCAUCAUCUUCUGCUUCUCUGUGUUGUUUUUGUCGCUUUAACAGAUCCAAUGUGGAAUUCGGCAGAGAAUGUGUUUUCCAGAACGUCGUCGUUUAGGGAAGAUGGAGAGGACGAGGAGGCUCUUCGUUGGGCCGCCUUGGAGCGCCUGCCUACAUACUCUCGCGUUCGCCGCUGCAUUUUCAAGGAUGUGGUCGGUGGCUCUAAGGAGGUUGAUGUGAGUGAACUUGAAGUUCAGGAGCAGAAGCUUGUUUUACAACGUCUGGUCAACUCCGUUGAAGAUGAUCCCGAGCGCUUCUUUGAUCGCAUGAGAAAGAGAUUUGAUGCAGUAGAUUUGGAAUCUCCAAAGAUUGAGGUUCGAUUUCAGAAUUUGACGGUUGAAUCUUUUGUUCAUCUCGGAAGUAGAGCACUUCCAACCAUUCCAAAUUUUAUAUUCAACAUGACUGAGGCUCUUCUGAGGCAGUUGAGGAUAUACAGCGGAAAGAGAAGCAAGUUGACGAUUUUACAUAAUACAAGUGGGAUUAUUAGACCUUCAAGAUUGACACUACUGUUGGGUCCUCCAAGCUCUGGAAAGACAACGCUAUUGUUGGCUCUUGCUGGACGACUGGCACAUGAUUUACAGGUGUCAGGGAAAAUUACAUAUAACGGACAUGGUUUAAAUGAGUUUGUGGCUCCAAGGACGUCUGCCUAUGUCAGUCAACAGGAUUGGCAUGUUGCAGAGAUGACUGUAAGGGAAACUCUUGAGUUUGCAGGACGUUGUCAGGGUGUUGGAUUCAAAUAUGAUAUGAUUUCGGAACUUUCAAGAAGAGAGAAGAUUGCUGGGAUAAAACCUGAUGAAGAUCUUGAUAUAUUUAUGAAGUCAUUUGCUUUGGGGGGACAGGAGACAAGCCUUGUGGUGGAAUACAUCAUGAAGAUUUUAGGUUUGGACCUAUGUGCUGACACAUUGGUUGGAGACGAAAUGCUUAAAGGGAUUUCUGGAGGCCAGAAGAAGAGGCUAACAACAGGUGAAUUAUUAGUUGGUCCUGCUAGGGUGCUGUUUAUGGAUGAAAUAUCAAAUGGUCUUGAUAGCUCAACUACUUAUCAAAUCAUCAAAUAUCUUAAGCAUUCUACUCGUGCGCUUGAUGGGACCACUGUCAUUUCUCUGCUUCAACCUUCUCCGGAGACGUAUGAGUUGUUUGAUGAUAUUAUACUUUUGUUUGAGGGCCAAAUUGUGUAUCAGGGACCUCGUGAUUCUGUUCUUGAUUUCUUUACAUCUAUGGGAUUUAGUUGUCCCAAAAGGAAGAAUGUGGCUGACUUCUUGCAAGAAGUUACAUCAAAGAAGGACCAAGAGCAGUAUUGGUCCAACUCUUUCCAACCUUACCGGUAUAUACCUCCAGGAAAGUUUGCUGAAGCUUUUCGUUUGCACCAAAUUGGGAAGACUUUGUCUGCGGAACUGGCCGUUCCUUUUGAUAGACGCUAUAAUCAUCCAGCAGCAUUGUCAACUUCUCAAUAUGGAGAGAAGAAGAGUGAACUUCUCAAAACCAGCUUUAACUGGCAGUUACUGCUGAUAAAACGAAAUUCAUUUAUCCAUGUUUUCAAAUUUGUCCAGCUUCUUUUGGUUGCCUUAAUAACGAUGACUGUUUUUCUCCGGACAACGAUGCACCAUAGGACAAUUGAUGAUGGAGGAUUGUUUCUUGGGUCACUUUACUUUUCCAUGGUCAUUAUUCUUUUUAACGGCUUCACUGAGGUUUCAAUGUUGGUGGCCAAGCUCCCUGUGCUUUACAAGCACAGGGAUUUGCAUUUCUAUCCAAGUUGGGUUUACACACUUCCUUCUUGGGUCUUGAGUAUUCCAACUUCACUCAUAGAAUCUGGUUUCUGGGUGGCUAUUACAUAUUAUGUUAUUGGAUAUGAUCCUGAUGUUACUAGAUUUUUUGGGCAGUUCUUGUUAUAUUUCUUUCUGCACCAGAUGUCUAUAGGUCUCUUCCGUGUUAUAGGAUCCUUAGGUAGAAAUAUGAUAGUUUCCAAUACCUUUGGAUCUUUUGCUAUGUUGGUGGUCAUGGCUCUUGGAGGAUUCAUUAUUUCAAGAGAUCGUAUUCCAAGCUGGUGGAUUUGGGGUUUCUGGGUUUCUCCUUUGAUGUAUGCUCAAAAUGCAGCUUCUGUGAAUGAAUUUCUUGGACAUCCUUGGAAUAAGACGGCUGUGAACACUAACUCUUCAUUAGGAGAGGCAUUAUUGAGAGAACGAAGUUUGUUUCCAGAAAGCUACUGGUAUUGGAUUGGUGUUGGUGCUAUGAUUGGAUAUGCAGUAUUAUUCAACAUUCUUUUCACAUUCUUCCUAAGCUACCUUAAACCUUGGGGAAAGCAACAGGCUGUUGUCUCUAAGGAAGAGCUACAAGAGAGAGACAAGAGAAGGAAAGGUGAAACUGUUGUUAUUGAACUGAGAGAGUAUUUGCAGCAUUCAGGCUCACUAAAUGGAAAAUAUAUCAAGCAGAGAGGCAUGGUUCUUCCAUUUCAACCACUUUCCAUGACCUUCAGCAAUAUCAAUUACUUUGUGGAUGUCCCUAUUUCUCUCAUCCAAGUUUCUCUUCAGGAAUUAAAGCAAGAAGGGAUAUUAGAAGAUAGAUUGCAGUUAUUGGUUAAUAUUACUGGAGCAUUCAGACCUGGUGUGCUUACAGCAUUGGUUGGAGUCAGUGGCGCUGGUAAAACUACCCUUAUGGAUGUUUUAGCAGGUCGAAAAACUGGUGGGGUUAUAGAAGGCAGCGUACAUAUAUCUGGUUAUCCUAAAAGGCAAGAAACUUUUGCGAGAAUUUCAGGUUACUGUGAGCAGAGUGACAUUCAUUCGCCUGGUUUGACUGUCCUGGAAUCACUUCUGUUCUCUGCUUGGCUGCGGUUACCUUCAGACAUUGAUUUGGAGACACAAAGAGCAUUUGUUGAGGAGGUGAUGGAACUUGUGGAGCUGACAUCGUUAAGUGGGGCAUUAGUUGGUCUACCCGGAGUUGAUGGUUUGUCGACUGAACAACGUAAAAGAUUAACAAUUGCUGUUGAACUGGUUGCCAACCCUUCUAUAGUAUUCAUGGAUGAGCCCACGUCAGGUUUAGAUGCAAGGGCUGCAGCAAUAGUGAUGCGAACUGUCAGGAACAUUGUAAAUACUGGGCGAACAAUUGUGUGCACAAUCCAUCAGCCCAGUGUAGACAUUUUUGAAUCCUUUGAUGAGCUUUUGUUUAUGAAGCGUGGAGGAGAGCUCAUAUAUGCUGGUCCACUUGGUCCUAAGUCUUGUGAGCUCAUCAAAUAUUUUGAGGCAGUUGAAGGAGUGCCAAAAAUAAGGCCCGGAUAUAAUCCUGCUGCAUGGAUGCUUGAGGUUACCUCACCAGUUGAAGAAAAUCGCCUGGGUGUAGAUUUUGCAGAAAUUUACAGAUCAUCAAAUUUGUUUCAACGUAAUAAAGAAUUGGUUGAAAUUCUAAGCCAGCCUAGUGCAAAUUCAAAAGAAUUGAACUUUCCAACGAAGUAUUCGCUGUCUUUUUUUGAUCAGUUUCUAGCUUGCCUGUGGAAGCAAAAUCUAUCUUAUUGGCGGAACCCACAAUAUACAGCAGUUCGCUUCUUCUACACUGUUGUCAUUUCAUUAAUGCUUGGAUCAAUAUGUUGGAAAUUUGGUUCAAAAAGGGAGAAUCAACAAGAUUUGUUCAAUGCCAUGGGAUCCAUGUAUCUUGCUGUCCUGUUUAUCGGUAUUACAAAUGGUUCUGCUGUUCAACCAGUUGUUUCUAUUGAAAGAUUUGUUUCAUAUAGAGAGAGAGCUGCUGGGAUGUACUCAGCUCUGCCUUUUGCAUUUGCUCAGGUUGUUAUCGAGUUCCCAUACGUGUUUGGACAAACUGCUAUUUACAGCUCUAUUUUCUAUUCUAUGGCUGCAUUUGAGUGGACUGCUUUGAAAUUUAUUUGGUACUUAUUUUUCAUGUAUUUUACCAUGCUAUACUUCACCUUAUAUGGAAUGAUGACUACUGCUAUCACACCAAAUCAUAAUGUUGCCUCCAUCAUUGCUGCUCCAUUUUAUAUGCUUUGGAACCUUUUCAGUGGCUUUAUGAUUCCUCGCAAGAGUAUGCCCUUUUUCUGGAGAUGGUAUUAUUGGGCAAACCCAGUGGCAUGGAGUCUGUAUGGACUCCUGACAUCCCAGUUUGGUGACGAUGGUAAACUGGUGACGAUUUCAGAUGGAAUUCACUCUGUGCCAGUGAAGCUGUUACUGAAGGAUGUGUUUGGAUUUAGGCAUGACUUUUUGGUUGUAGCGGGUGUAAUGGUGGUUGCCUUCGCUGCAUUUUUUGGAUUCAUAUUUGCUUUUGCAAUAAAAGCCUUCAAGUUCCAGAAGAGAUGACAAGGUGGUUUUGUAUGAUAAGCUUGUAUGACAAAUUGGUAAGUGUAUCAAUUUCCCUUUAAAAAAAAAAAA
Messenger RNA from Pistacia vera, 4619 nucleotides. RefSeq names its product ABC transporter G family member 32. The transcript is spliced from 24 exons. Gene Ontology annotation, molecular function: ATP binding; ABC-type transporter activity; ATP hydrolysis activity. Gene Ontology annotation, cellular component: membrane. NCBI's taxonomy places the organism in Eukaryota, Viridiplantae, Streptophyta, Magnoliopsida, Sapindales, Anacardiaceae. The record is from RefSeq and is a predicted model, not a curated record. Bases 264 to 4547 code for a protein of 1427 amino acids.